UGUAAUCAAUGAAGGUGUGUGAAGUUUACAAAAUGAAUGUGUGAAAAAAACAUUGAAGUUGGUGAUUAGAUUAGGCGAUAUUAUAGAGUAUUUAAACGUUAUCAACUUGCCAAGAGAACAGACAGACAAUUACUGUUCAAGAGAAUGAUUGCUGUCUCCAAACUAUAAAAUAAAUCUCGACAGUAAAAACGGAAUUGUCAAAAUGAGCAGUUCUCACGGCCUUUCCAAAUUGAAAAAGAAACAUUUCAGGGUGAAACAUCAAAAAGUGAAGCUCUUCAGGGCUAAUGAACCAUUCAUGUCUGUAUUUAUGUGGGGAAUAAACCACACAAUUAAUGAGCUUAUGCACGUUACCAUUCCGGUCAUGCUACUACCAGACGAUUUUAGAGCCUAUUCAAAAAUUAAAAUUGAUAACCAUCUCUUCAAUAAAGAAAAUAUGCCAUCACAUUUCAAAGUUAAAGAGUACUGCCCUAUGGUAUUCAGAAAUAUAAGGGAAAGAUUUGGAAUAGAUGAUCUGGAUUAUAAAGAGUCACUGACAAGGUCACAACCUUUGCCAGAUGAUACUUCAGGUAAAAGUGGUGCUAAAUUCUACCUGAGCUAUGACAAAAUUUUCAUCAUCAAAACAUUAACCUCAGAAGAAGUGGAGAGGAUGCAUUCCUUUUUGAAGCAUUACCAUCCUUAUAUUGUAGAAAGGCAUGGCAAAACGCUUCUCCCUCAAUAUCUGGGCAUGUAUCGAUUGACGGUCGAUAACGCAGAACACUAUAUCGUCGUAAGCAGAAACGUGUUCUCCAAUCAUUUGAACACCCAUCGGAAAUUCGAUCUGAAAGGAUCUACCGUGGACAGGGAGGCCUCCGAAAAGGAGAGAGAGAAAGAUCUACCCACCUUCAAGGACAAUGAUUUUGUUAACGAACAGAUGAAGGUUAGCAUCGGGGAUGAAGCCAAAUCAAAAUUAAUGGAAACAUUGAAUGCAGAUGUCGUAUUUUUGACGAAACUGCAUUUAAUGGACUAUAGCCUCUUGUUAGGCAUCCACGAAGUGGAGAGGGGCGAGCAGGAGCUCGAGCGCCAGCGCGAAAUGGAGGCCGAGAAUCCGCCCGAUUCGGACGAGAGCGAAUCCGGCUCUGGGCUGGAGGGCAGGCAGUGUGCGGGCAUGACGACGCCGCCCGAUUCGCCGAACGCGGUCGGGCGGCUGCUCAGGGAGCACAGCCUGCAGUACGAAGGUAAAUUCCACAAAAUCUACCGGUAUUUAGAGGUCGUCACAGGUGGGAUAAUACCCGAGCUCGACAUUUACGCGAUACCGAGCUGUGAAUCGGCGCCAGUCAAAGAGAUCUAUUUCAUAGCCAUCAUCGAUGUGUUGACCCACUACGGAGUCAGGAAACAGGCCGCCAAGGCAGCCAAAACCGUCAAAUACGGUUCCAAUGUGGACGGUAUCAGCACUUGCGACCCGGAACAGUACGCCAGAAGGUUCAUCGACUUCAUGUCGAAAGCCAUUGAGUAAUGGAAGAGUAAUAACCCAGGCGAACGGUAUCAGAAUACCCCCCUUUCUUUGCGAAAAAUCCAGUAGUCGGUUUUAUUAUCGUACCCUAUGUUUUUUGGGGGGCUGAAUUCGAAUCCGGAGUUAUCCAACCAAAUUUCCUGGUGGGUUUUUAGAUAUUCGGAAAAAACAGCGGAAUAUCAGCACUUUUCUUGGUUGUUUGCUUAUACUUCAGUCCGCAGACAUAUAAAAAAGGGAGAAACAUAACAUUUUAUCCAUAGAACACUACUUGUUUACAAUCAUACAUACAAGUUUCAAAUACGUUAGGAAGAGAUGACUUCAAAAAUGGCAACGCUGUAAUCUGUGCGUCUAUAUUCAUACUUUUCUCCACCAGGUAGAGGUAACGAUAGUGGCCAAAAAUUGACUAUCGAGACUAUCGAUAGCAGACAUGUCGACUAUCGAAACUAUCGAUAGUUUAGAGUUAGUAUUGUCACAAAUGAGGAGCUAUUUGAAGUUAAAUUCCAAAAUUCUUAUAGAAUCAUAUUGGUUCGAAGUCAUUGAACGUUCAUGUAUCUGUUUAUUAUUUCCAAAAUUAUUGAACCACGAACUUUCGAUUAAUAGUUGAACCUAAACACAGGCGUGACAUUGACUUCAAACCAUCCACCUGACUUCCUCACUGUCACGUUUCCAAAAUAUAGAUUAAAUAUAUAAAAGGCGCGAGGAAGUCAGCACAGGUAUCAGUUGGAUCAUUCCGAUCACUUUCGAUCAUUUCGAUCUUUUCGAUCAUUCAAUCAUUUGACUCGAUCGAUCAUUCGACACUGUGCCCGAACCGUCGGAGUUCGGGCAGAACAGAAGAUGCCCUUCCUCUAAGGUCCCAGCAAUAUUAGCUUGUAAUGUACAUAUAGGGUAAGUUAAGUUUUUAUUUAUUGUUAAUCAGAAACCAAAGAAUAAAUGUGUGUAUAUGCUUUGUUGAAAACCUUU
This is a messenger RNA of Phaedon cochleariae (mustard beetle), 2449 nucleotides long. Lineage: Eukaryota; Metazoa; Arthropoda; Insecta; Coleoptera; Chrysomelidae. The record is from the annotation of a GenBank genome assembly.